AUGACCCAACGAAGGUCAUCGUGGACUGCCCCGUCGGUGGGCAGUGGUGCUGGGGAGGAGAUCUAUCGCACAGUAUCGAAUGCCCUGUCGAGGAGUUUCAGCAACAAGAAGGAGGAACCGGUUUUGGACGACUCAAGCGACGAUGAAAAGUCGAUCAGCAAGGCCGACAAUUGGCACAUGAUGGACGAAGUCAAGGCACUGGCUCAACAGACCGAGAAGGACAGCCAAAAGGAGAAACGACUCGGUGUUACCUGGACGAACCUGACUGUCAAAGGCGUUGGUGCCGAUGCAGCGUUGCAUGAGAACGUGCUGAGCCAGUUCAACAUUCCCAGAUUAAUCAAGGAGGGCCGAGGGAAGCCUCCACUCAAAACCAUCGUCGACAACAGCCAUGGAUGUGUCAAGCCCGGAGAGAUGCUGCUCGUUCUCGGCCGGCCCGGUGCUGGUUGUACAUCACUACUCAAGAUGCUGGCCAACCGUCGGCUAGGCUACGCUGAAGUCACUGGCGACGUCAAAUUCGGCUCCAUGGACGCAAAGGAGGCCAAGCAAUACCGAGGGCAGAUCGUCAUGAACACCGAAGAGGAGCUUUUCUUCCCUACCCUGACCGUCGGCCAGACAAUGGACUUCGCUACGCGGAUGAAGGUCCCUCACAAAGUGCCCUCGAAUAUGAAGGGGCAGAAAGAAUUCCAGCAACUCGUGCGAGACUUCUUGCUUCGAUCGAUGGCUAUCGAGCACACCCACGAGACGAAGGUCGGCAACGAGUUCGUACGAGGUGUCUCUGGUGGUGAGCGAAAGCGAGUAUCGAUCAUCGAGACAAUGGCCUCGCGUGGCUCAGUGUUUUGCUGGGAUAACAGCACACGUGGACUCGACGCCUCGACGGCACUAGAAUACACCAAGUGUGUACGAGCCAUGACCGAUGUACUGGGUCUCAGCUCCAUCGUGACCCUGUACCAAGCCGGCAAUGGCAUCUACGACCUUUUCGACAAAGUCUUGAUCCUCGACGAGGGCAAGCAAAUCUUCUACGGUCCAAUGCCGCAAGCAAAACCUUUCAUGGAGGAACUCGGCUUCAUGUACACGGACGGAGCCAAUGUCGCUGAUUACCUUACUGGUGUCACCGUUCCAACCGAGAGAAAGAUCAGACCUGGCUUCGAAGACCGCUUCCCUCGCACUGCCGAGGACAUCCGAGCCUACUAUGAGCGAACAAAUAUCAAGAGUUUGAUGGAGUCUGAGUACAACUUCCCCGAGACCGACGAAGCCAAAGCAUAUACGAAAGACUUCCGGGAAAGCGUACAGUCUGAGAAACACCCUAGCCUGCCCAAGAAGUCGCCUCUCACCGUCAGCUUCUACACGCAAGUCAAAGCCGCCGUCAUCCGACAAUAUCAGCUCCUCUGGGGUGACAAGACCACUUUCUUCAUCACUCAAGGCUCGACCGUCGUUCAAGCAAUCAUCGUCGGAUCGCUCUUCUACAAUGCGCCCGACAACUCCUCUGGUCUCUUCAGCAAAGGUGGCUCGCUCUUCUUUGCUAUGCUCUACAACUCACUCCUCUCCAUGGCCGAAGUCACGAACUCUUUCAGUGCUCGCCCUGUCUUGGCCAAGCAUCGAGGAUUCGCAUUGUACCAUCCGGCCGCUUUCUGCAUUGCCCAGAUUUGCGCCGACAUUCCUCUGCUCUUUGCUCAGGUCACUCUUUACGCAGUACCUGCGUACUGGAUGACAGGCCUCAAAGGAACUGCUAGCGCCUUCUUCACCUUCUGGGUCAUCUGCUACGCCGUCAGUAUGUGUAUGACAGCCUGCUUCCGCAUGAUCGGAGCCGCCUUCCCUACGUUCGACGACGCCUCGAAAGUUUCCGGCUUCUUGAUUUCGGCCCUCAUCAUGUACACUGGUUACAUGAUCCCCAAGCCAAAUAUGCAUCCUUGGUUUGUCUGGAUCUACUGGAUCGAUCCCCUGGCGUAUGGGUACGAGGCUCUUGCGGGCAACGAGUUCCACGACCAGAUCAUCCCUUGUGUCAACAACAACCUCGUGCCGAAUGGACCGGGCUACAACGAUACAAGCUUCCAAGCUUGCACUGGUGUCAGAGGCGCCCCGAUCGGUGCCGCUUCUCUGACUGGUGAUGAUUACCUCAGAGGCCUUUCCUACAGCCACUCGCACGUCUGGCGCAACUUUGGCAUCAUCUUCGCCUGGUGGGCACUCUUCGCUGCAGGCACCAUCUUUUUCACAUCUCGCUGGAGCAUGAUCUCAGGCAACUCGGGCUUCCUCGUCAUCCCUCGCGAGAAAGCCAAGAAAGUCAAGCACCUCGUCGGCGAUGAGGAGUCGCAGCCAGCUGCCUCUUCUGCGUCGAGCGAGAAGACUCGAUCGAUCGAUUUCAAUGCGGAGAAGGAGAAGGAGAAGAAUAAUAAUGUCGACUCGCAGCUCAUCCGCAACACCUCUGUCUUUACCUGGAAGAACCUCACUUACACUGUCAAGACUCCUUCUGGCGACCGCGUUCUCCUCGAUAACGUGCAAGGCUGGGUUAAGCCAGGUAUGCUGGGUGCCUUGAUGGGCUCAAGUGGUGCUGGAAAGACUACUCUUCUUGAUGUCCUGGCACAGCGAAAGACUGAUGGCACCAUCAAGGGCAGCAUCAUGGUCGAUGGACGUGAUCUGCCCGUUUCGUUCCAACGGUCUGCUGGAUACUGCGAGCAACUUGACGUUCAUGAGCCUCUGGCCACUGUCCGUGAAGCACUUGAGUUCUCUGCCUUGCUUCGACAAAGCCGUGAUAUCCCACGGGAAGAGAAGCUCAAGUACGUCGACACCAUCAUUGACCUUCUGGAAAUGCACGAUAUCGAGAACACUCUCAUUGGGACGACUACUGCUGGACUUUCGGUUGAGCAGAGGAAGCGUUUGACGAUCGGAGUUGAGCUCGUUUCGAAGCCCAGCAUCUUGAUCUUCUUGGACGAACCUACUUCCGGUCUCGAUGGUCAAGCCGCCUUCAACAUCGUCCGCUUUUUGCGAAAGCUUGCAGACGUUGGUCAGGCUGUUCUCGUCACUAUCCAUCAGCCUUCCGCCUCUCUAUUCGCUCAAUUCGAUACGCUGCUCCUCCUAGCAAAGGGUGGAAAGACGGUCUACUUCGGCGACAUUGGGGACAACGCCCAAACGAUCCGCGAGUACUUUGGCCGCUACGAUGCUCCAUGUCCUGCCAACGCCAACCCUGCCGAACACAUGAUUGACGUCGUCUCCGGUUCCCUCAGCAAAGGCAGAGACUGGAAUCAGGUCUGGCUCUCUUCGCCUGAAUACUCCGCCAUGACGACCGAGCUCGACCAUUUGAUCGACGAUGCAGCCUCCAAGCCUCCUGGCACUGUCGACGACGGCCACGAGUUCGCGACUUCCCUGUGGACGCAGAUCAAGCUCGUCACGCAACGCAAUAACAUCUCCCUCUACCGCAACACCGACUACGCCAACAACAAGUUCGCCCUGCACAUUGGCAGUGGUCUCUUCAACGGAUUUACGUUCUGGAUGAUUGGAAACAGUGUUGCAGACCUUCAACUGCGCCUGUUUACGAUCUUCAACUUCAUCUUCGUUGCCCCUGGCGUCCUCGCCCAGCUCCAGCCCCUUUUCAUCGACCGCCGAGACAUCUACGAAGCCCGCGAGAAGAAAUCGAAAAUGUACCACUGGGCAUCCUUCGCGACAGGAUUGAUCGUCUCCGAAAUCCCUUAUCUGGUCAUCUGCGCGGUUCUGUACUUCGUCACGUGGUACUAUACGGUCGGCUUCCCAGGCGACUCCAACAAAGCCGGGGCCGUUUUCUUCGUUAUGCUCUUCUACGAGUUCAUCUACACAGGCAUCGGUCAGGCGAUUGCCGCCUACGCGCCCAAUGCAGUGUUCGCAGCACUCGCAAACCCGCUUUUCAUCUCGGUGUUGUCCUCCUUCUGCGGCGUCCUGGUCCCCUACGCCCAAAUCCAAGCCUUCUGGCGCUACUGGCUCUACUACCUCAACCCCUUUAACUACCUCAUGGGCAGCAUACUCGUCUUCACGACCUUCGACGUCGACGUCACCUGCACGCGCUCCGAGCUCGCCAUCUUCGACACCCCCGGCAACCAGACCUGCGGCGAGUAUCUGGCCUCGUACAUGACCGGGCUGGGGGCCCGCACGAACCUGCUCAACCCGGACGCGAGCGGCGGCUGUGAGGUGUGUCAGUACCGCACGGGUGCGGAUUAUCUGUACACGUUGAAUUUGGAGGAUUAUUAUUUUGGGUGGAGGGAUGCGGCGAUUGUGGUGUUGUUUGCGAUUUCUUCUUAUGGGUGUGUGUAUGCGUUGAUGAAAUUGCGAACCAAAGCCAGCAAGAAGGCCGAAAAGUAA
Zasmidium cellare ATCC 36951 is the source of this 4323-nucleotide messenger RNA. RefSeq lists its product as uncharacterized. Gene Ontology annotation, cellular component: membrane. Lineage: Eukaryota; Fungi; Ascomycota; Dothideomycetes; Mycosphaerellales; Mycosphaerellaceae. Gene Ontology annotation, molecular function: ABC-type transporter activity; ATP hydrolysis activity; ATP binding. The transcript is spliced from 3 exons. Gene Ontology annotation, biological process: transmembrane transport. The record is from RefSeq and is a predicted model, not a curated record. Bases 1 to 4323 code for a protein of 1440 amino acids.